Molecule: messenger RNA, 580 nt
Organism: Notothenia coriiceps (black rockcod)
Lineage: Eukaryota; Metazoa; Chordata; Actinopteri; Perciformes; Nototheniidae
Product: protein CIP2A homolog
Exons: 5
Source: RefSeq, a predicted model, not a curated record
CUGCAGGAACAGGCGAAGGACUCCCAUGUGUCGGACAUCAUAGAUGUUUAUGAACAGAAGCUCUCAGCGUUCGCGUCUAAGGAGAGUCGUCUGCAGGACUUGUUGGAGGCCAAGGCUCUCGCUCUGUCUCAGGCCGACCGUCUCAUCGCUCAGUAUCGCUUCCAACGAGCUCAGGCUGAAGCAGACGCCUGUAAGCUGGGCUGCCUGCUGAAGGAGGCGGAGCGUCGGCGGGAGGAUCUGCAGUCGGAACUGAGCGGCCAGGUGCUGGAGGUGGAGCGCUGCAAGGCCGACAUGGAGGAGCUGCUGCAGCACAACGCCCGGCUGCAGAAGGACUCAGAGGAGCACCAGAGCCUCAAAGGAGCUUACAAUGCCCUGCUCAACAGGUUUAACGAGAGCGAGCGUCUGCUGAAAGAGCUGCAGGCCGCUCACAUCUCGCUCACCAAACAGAGCGACACUCUGAGGAAGAACCAGGAAGCUCUGACACUGCAGCACGAAAAGAUGGCGUCAGUGUUGGAGGAGAGAGAGCAGGAGAUCAGAUCUCUCCGUGCAGAUCUACAGCAGAAGAACAGCGACAUCACAG